GUAUAUAGUAGUUUGUUGGACAACGCAGCGCAGGUGAACUCAUUUUGAGAAAUACCACUCGGAAUACAAUUUAUAUCGGUGAACAAGCAUCACCAAGAAUAAGAUGGAGACCACAGGUUUGUGAGAUGGAUAUUACAUCGAGGAUCUGAAUUCUAUCCUGACAUUGAAGAAUUUUUUCAUUUGAACUUGAAAAUAACGGAAGUCAAGAUGUUUAAGAAACUAAAGAGACAGAAUAAAGACAAGGAGUUUGAAUGGACCAAGAAUGAUGAUAAGGUUAUGCAUGCAAUUGAGGUUGGUGAUAUAGAGAAGCUUCAAAUAACUCUAGCCAAGAAAGGAACAUCACCAACUAAACUAGAUGGAGAGGGAAGAACACCGUUACAUGUGGCAGCUCAGAAGGGACAGUAUCCCUGCUUGGAAGUCUUGCUUCAGCUUGGGGCUAAUCCAAGGGCAUCUGACGGCCAAGGUUGCACUGCAUUACACUGUGCUUCCAAAGGAGGUCAUUUAAACUCCAUGCACAGGCUGAUAAAGGCUGGGGUACCCAUCAAUGCACAGGAUUUCAAUGGAAAGACAGCUCUACAUUUCUCAGCUGGGAAUGGUCACAUAGAAAGUACCAUCUUGCUACUACAAUGUGGAGCUUCUAUUGAUAUUGCAGAUGAAUAUGGAAAGACUCCAUUAAUGGUUGCAGCUUCAUCAGGCCAUACUGGUGUGUGUAAAGACCUCAUUGAUAGGAGAGCUGAUGUUAACAGCCAAGAUCAUAUACAGAAGACACCUUUGAUGUCGGCAUGUGAGAAUGGCCACAGAGAUACUGUAGAGCUACUUAUCAAGAGAGGAGCCAGAGCAGAUCUAUGUGAUGCCCAGGGGUAUGAUGCUAAGUAUUAUGCUGAAGGUAGUGGACAAGACAAUGUGGCUGAACUCCUAGAGACUGCUCCAUCCGUAGCUACAUGGGAUGUUCGUAACGAGGAAGAGGAAGCUUAUGAUGAAGUAGCCCCAGAUGCAGUGGAUUACAUAGAUGCGUUUGAUGUGAAUAAUGAUAGAGCAGACUCACCUCCUCCAAAUAAAAACCAUCAGAACAAUAUUGAAGCUGAUUUCCCAACACCAAGUAGAGCAGUUAGCAUGCCAGCUCUGACUGACAAGCAAUCAGAUGAUUUGAAGGAAUUAGAGGAAGAGAAUGACUUUUUGAAUGAAGAACUGUCUAAGGUCAAUGUAGCUCACAAGAAAGCUCUUGAAAUGAUUCGCUCGCUUGAAAGCAAAGUUAAUGAUAUAAAGCAGGUAGAGAGUCUGAAAGAGAAACUAGAAAGUGAGGAGAUGAAAAGGAAAGAGCAAGAGAAACAGAUCAAGGACCUGGAGAAUAAACUAACUUCCAUGAAGCUGAAAGUGAGCAAAGAUUCAUUUGAAGAAGACGAAGAUGAGACAAAUUCUGUUGGUAGUUGGGGUGACAGUGAAGAUGACCUCUUUGAUCUACCUGGAACCCAGAAAACGCCUAGGACACCAUUGAAUCUGUCUUUAGAUAUCAAUUCCUCCAAGCAAAAGUCAGACGUCCAGCUACUAAAGACAGAGAUUGAGGAGCUUCGCAAAGAAAAUGAAAAUCUUAAAAAUCAAUUAGAGUCUGGUGAGGUAACCCCAGCUGGUACUGUAUCACGAGCAGAGUUUGAGAGAUUGCGUCUUUCAUCCAAUGGUAGGAUAGCAGACCUUGAAGAGGAGCUUGCUAGUUUGAAGGAGGAGCUAGAGGAGUCUGACCGAGGUAACAUGGUCCCAUACGAGGAGUAUCAGGAGCUGAAGGAAGCCAAUGAAGAGGAACUUAGUGUUGUUAAGCUGGAGAACAUCAUCUUGAAGGAUGAGAUUGGAAAUGUCUCUCAGAGACUUGCAGAAAUGACUGAUAAGAAAGAGCGCCUUCAAGAACAAGUGAUGGAGCAGCAGGAGCUACAGCUAAGACCAGUCAGUAGUUCAUCAGCUGACUUCAGAUACAACGAGCUUGUCCAGGAGAAACUAGAGAUGGAGGAAAUCAUUAGCAAACAUUCUGAAGUCCUAGCCAAGCAAGCUGAUGAAAUGGAAGCGUACAAGAAAGAGAUCAAUGAUUUGAAGAUGGAGAAGGAAGAAAUGGAAAUGAAAUUAGGAGAAAGCAGUGGGAGCAGAGAGGAAAUGAAUGCCUUGAAGAAGGAGAAUGAUAGACUCCAGGGUAUGAUCACUAAACAGUCUAAAGCCAUAGCACAACAAACAGAUAGGAUGCGCAAGGAUAAGAUCAAAUACAGUGAGGUAGUGGCUGAGCGAGAUGGAUUGAUUAAAGAGAUGCAGGCAUCUCAGAAGACAGGUAGCCAUGGAGAUGGGGAGUUGGAGGAGAGACGGGAACUGGAAGCAGAAAACAGGAGACUGAUGGAGAGGGUGGGUUUGCUGGAGAGACAGUUAGAACAUGAUGAGGAGGAAAGGACAAAAAUAGAAGAGUUAACAGGAGAAAAUUGGAGAUUGCAGGAUACAUUGAGGAAAGCUGAGGAUGAGAUGCUUGUUAAGAGUGUGCAGCUUUCAAAGCUUCUUGCCUCUAAAACCACCGGACACCAAGGACUGGAGGAGGAGAAUAGACAACUGAAAAAACGGAACAAAGAAAUUGAGAUUGAACUCUCAAAUCGGCGGGACGGGGAGGCUCAAUAUUCCCAGAUCCUUGCAGAGAAUCUCUCUUUGAAAACUAGAUUAAGUCAGCUUGGUGAUGGUGGUCUUCAGAAUGGUGACCAAGAUUGGAAGCAUUCGUCGGAGGUCUUCACUGAGAAUAGAAAACUGAAAGAAACCAUCAAGAAGAUGGAGGGAAUGCAUGAUGGACUGAUGAAUGGGAUGGAUGGAGGAGGAGGAAAAGCAAACCUUAAAGAAGUAACAAGGUUAAAACAACAGAUAGGUGAAAUGGAUGCCAGGCAUAAAGAUACAGUCAAUAUCUACAGAGCACAUCUACUCAGUGCUGUACGGGAUGAGAUCAGUCCAGACGUUAAGGAAGCACUUCAGCAAAUUGUUAAACUUCGCAACGAAACACCUGUCACAUGACACCAUUCUAUUAUGCAAAUGAGGAUCUUCAAUCCCUGCUGUGGUUUAUGAUACAAACCGGUUUAGCAGAAUGGAUGGUUUCAUCCAGAGUGUGGCUUAAAUCUUUGACUUUCUGCUACUUUGAAUGGAUCCAAACAAUUUGAGAAGAUCCGAGUCUGGAUGGAGUAUGAGUGGGACAGAUUGACUGAAAAUAUUCCAAAUACCCACAAACUGUAUGGGCAAAUUAUGGAAUUAAAAUUAAAAGUAAGGUGCUUAUCUGAUCGUUUAGUAGUCUUUUUAUUGAAAGACAUCUGAUGAUCAGGAAAAUUCUAUGAUAUUUUCAAGACUAUUAAUCGUGAUAUAUAUACAUGAUGUUAAUUCCUUUGUUAGUUGUAAUUGAUUAAAUGUAUUCAUCUUGCCAUUUCAAAAAUAAUUUGCACAAUAUUUAAUCCUUGGGCGAUGCCAGAUAAAGUAUUUCUGUCCUUUCCCUAUUAAUAUGUGGUAACUUCCUGAAGUGAUGUUUUUCCAGUUUUGUGUUUUAUAUGAAAAGAUGUACUGCUUUUAAAUUAUGAUGGCUUGAGCAGUUCAUGCGGUGAAGUAAUAUUGGAGAAAAGUGGUGGAAAAUAUUUUUAAAAAGUUUACUUUUUUAAAAGAAAUUGCUACAUAUAUGUCAUGACAUAGUUAUGUAAUGCUGAUUAAUAUUGAUACAGCUAUAAUGUUUCAUUGAGUGUUAUGUGACUUAUCAAGACACCAAUUUUGUGAAGAAAUUUGUAAUCCCACCAUAAUUUAUGUGCACGUUAUGCAAACUUACAAAUGCAAAUAGACAGGUUUUUACUCAGGAAAUAUUGGGAUAGAGUUAAUUCACUUACAGUUACCUCAUGGCGAGUGUACAUUUUUAAAUAUUUAUGAUAAUUUAAAGAAGUUACAUCGUAUUGCAGUAUACUGUAUGCAUUACGGUACAGUUUUUAGUGACUCUAUUUGAAAUUACUGUCGGUUUAGAGCCCAUAUGUAGAAAGUGUCGCAUAAAUCAUUUAAUUAAUUAUCACCCUUCAUCUCUGUCAAUAUAUUUCGGUUAAGUUUUUUUUCAAACUUAAAGGUAUUUCAAUACAUUCGUUUGGGGAGAUAAGUCAAGGGGUCUGUAUUAAAGUUACAUCAAUUAUGCAUAAACAGCUGUAAACUUGUUUUUAUGAUUUAUAUACAUAAUGAAAUUAUGGUUUUGAAAGUUAUAGUUAUUCCAUAGAUGAGAAUACAAACCUGUCUAUAUUCACAAUGUUUUUUUAAUAAAUACCUUGAUACCUUGAUUACUCAUACAGUUUUCAUAUCAAAUUGUUAUGUAUGUUCUGUAAUUAUGAUUGAUAUCCAUUCCACUUGUCCUCUUCUUAUUAAUCACAUUCAAAUUAUCAAUUCAUCUUAUUUCCAUAUUUAGACCAAAUAUGGUUUCCCAGUAUUCAACAUUGUUAUUCCUCCUGGCAAAAGCAGAUUUGGAGUAUUUUGAUUUUCGUAUUCAUUCUUCAAAUAACAUUAUUUUACUUUAUAUAGUGAGAUUCUCCUUGCAUGCAAACUCUUUAUACUCAAAUCUCAAUAUUAUAAAUCAACAACCAAUCUUGGUUAUUUUUAUUUUUUGUCUUUAUUAAGAGUAUAUUUUUUCAUUAUUUUGAAGUAUGAUGCCAAAAGUGUAAAUCUGGGGCCCAUAACACAAAGCUUAGCAACGAUCGUAGAACAUUUUUCUACAAUUGAUUCCAUUGACUACAAUGUACAAUCGAUCGUGAAAAUCAAUACGAUCAAUCGCUAACCUUUGUGUUACGGGACCCUGGCAUGCUAUUUGAGAUUGAUUGAAUACAAUGAAAUAGUAUUCAAUGCAGUAUUCUCAUCAAAUAGAAAAUGCUCUCAUUUGGGAUUUUUUUUCUUUACUCUUAUUUAUUUGUUGUAAAUCUCACCUGUUUAAAAAACAAUGAAGCACAAUCAUUUAUUGCAGAUUUGUUUUUUUUUCACAUGUUUAAGUGUGAUAUAACCCAGUCUUGCCAAUGUUUGAACAAUUCUCAGCAUUUGGUUUCCUUAGUGUGAUUAAAUUCUUGAUUUAUUUCUUAUUUUACCGAGAGUUUGUUUCACCUUCAUGGUUAAGCAAACAUGUAUUGAAUACCAAGUGACAGAUGAGAUGAUUUUUUCCUGCUAGAUUAACUAUUUUUGUUAACAAUAUGUGUGUUAAUGUACAAAUUUUUUUUUUCCAAUCACAACUGAUGCAAUUUGAUAUAUAUUAAGAAUCACCUUCAUGUUUGCACAGCAAGUUCUAGUUGUUGGUAAAAUCAUCUGUAAGGUUACAAAUAACUUCGUGAAACACACCUUAGGAAUGUGACUCAAUGGUCAUUCAAUCAAUUACAUAUUUACAAUCCUGCACACCCACUAUUGACCAAACUAUUCUGAUUGCUCAUUAGUGGGUUUGCAGGUAACAAUGAUCUUAAUCAGCAUUCUUUGCGUUAAUCAUAAACGUAGGCUUGUGUCUAAUAGAUUUAUAGCUUUUUAUUUUGAUUGUUUUGUGACCCAAACAUGGAAUAGUGCAGCGCUUCUCAAACGAAGGGCCGUGGCCGCGAAGCUCUCUCAGGUGGGCUUCGAAAAGCUGCAGAGGAAGAAAAAAAUUGGUGAAAAACUAUAGUGUGUUUCACAGACCCAUCCAAACAUGGUAUGUCUGAUCAGUCUACGUGGGUCAAAUGAAACUAAAGAAUGCUUAGAUAUUGUGCAUGUUGCAAAGCAUGCACAUGCACACUAUGAUGGUUUCGAUCUAACUUUGAUGUGAACCUCAUGGGCAUGCAUAUUGUGAUUACCGGAAAAAUGGGAAUGCAGAUUAGUUCUCAAACUCUUAGUUUCCAAUGUGCUUCAGAACUUUGUGUUCAAAUUUCACGAAACAUUUUUUUCAUCCAAGUGGACGUUUUCUUAAAAUUUUGGUAGGUGGGCCAUGAAAAAAAAUCUGAGAGUCAAAGUGGUCCUCGAGUAAAAAAAAUGGUUGAGAAGUGCUGGAAUAGUGUAUGUGCUGCGCUUUGUAACCGAAAGGUAAAGUCACUAUAUCAUAUGACUAUUGGAUGGGAUUAUAUGAUCUCUUCAUGUCUUCCAAAGUUGGUUGAUGACUAGAUAUAUAUAGAGGACUUGUGUGUAAAUACUGUACAUGUACUAUAUACAUGGACGAGGAGUAUUGUGAAACUAUAAGAAUUAUUUAAUAUGGUGAAUAGUAUCUCUAUGUACUUUGGUAUUUAAAUAGCUUUAAAUAUAUGACAAUGCCUGGUACGUAGCUUAGAAAAGUUGAGGGAGAAAGGGAGAGAGUAAGAUAAAGAGAGAGAGAGAGAGAGAGAGUGACAGAGAUAGUAGUAGUAGUAGUAGUCGUAGUAGUAGUAGUAGUGGUAAUAGUAGUAGUAGUAGUAGUAGUAGUAGUAGUGGUAGUGGUAGUGGUAGUGGUAGUGGUAGUAGUAGUAGUAGUAGUAGUAGUAGUAGUCGUAGUAGUAGUAGUAGUGGUAGUGGUAGUGGUAAGUAGUAAUAGUAGUCAGUAGUAGUUAGUAGUAGUAGUAGUAGUAGUAGUAGUAGUAGUAGUAGUAGUAGUAGUAGUAGUAGAGAGUGAUAUCAAUUCUUUCCGAUAAAUCAUUCCAGAUAUUCUAUUAUAGUAAAAAAGUAAUAAGAAUGUAUAAGUUCAGCAGUUUAAAAACACACUUUUUUUUCGAGGAGUGCAUCUCUUGAAUUGUCUCAUUACUUUGAGUAGCAGUCUGUCUACUACUUGUUAUUCUUUAUCCAUUCGACUUGAAAUCCUCAAUAUGUAUCGAGUGAUCUGUUAUUCAAACAGACUUUAUUGAUGAUCAAGUAUCAACUGAGACACCCCUUUAUUCUAUUAAUAAAUAACAAAAUGGUGUCCCACUGCAUUACUCUAAGUUGGGCUCUGUGUCACAAAGUUCAGCAUUUGAUCAAAGAACAAAAUUUUAUAAUGGAUUGCAUUGAUCGUAAUGCACAAUCAAUUGAGAAAAUAAGUUGUACAAUCUAUCACUAUGUUUGUGAUAAAGUACCCAGAUAUGUACAGGUUCUGCCACAAUGGGAUAAAGGAUAACAGACAGUGUAUGCUUGCCCCUACUCAUUCUGGUAAGACAAGAAAGAUACAUCAUGUACCGUCAAAUCUCUACAUCUCUACCUUUUAUUCAUUAUCCAUCUUAGUAACUAUCAGGGCCCCAUCUUACAAAGAGUUAUGAUGGAUCCGAUCAAUCUCAAAUAUAUGGAAAUCCAUCAUUGUCAUGAUUUUUCCUUUAGCAUGUUUAGGAAAUUUGCUCAAUUUCCAUUAAAAACUAAGAGAAGCAUACUGAUUUGUCAAGAAAAAGGUGAAUGUAUGAAUGUACAUCAUUUCUAGAAAAUAUUUUAAACAAACAUGUAUUCUAGAUGCUGAAAUUGCUGGCUUGCCAUAGUUGCGAUUGAUUGGAUCAAGCGCAACUCCCUGUAAGACGGGACCCAGAAGUUAAAUUACUUAUAAUAAAUAAAGUGAACAUAUUUCAUAUUUUAUCAAGGGGUGUAGUGACAUGACAUGUGCUCCUGCGAUGAUUGCUUAGGGCUUUAGUUUGUCUUAGAUGUUGGAUUAAGAUUAUGAUUGCAAUAUGGGUUUGUGUUAGUAUACAGUAUAGUGCUAAAUCCAGGGUUGGAGUCAGUCAUUUGGUUAGUGUGUGGAAUAUAUUAGCGUAGGAACUGUCACGGCUGGAACAAAUGUCAUGGAACCUAUCGAGGUGAUUUGAUGAGCUAAAUUAGAUCAUGUCAUGUAAAUUGUAUCAGCACUGUGUGUUUGUAAAAAAAAACCAAUGAAACCCCAGAUUAAACCUUGUACGUGUAGAUAUGUCCAGGUAUUUUCUUUCUGAAGUCACUAAGAUAACUGUUAUUUCAAAAAGAAUCUUAUUAUCUAUUGUCUAUAUUUAUUUUGUAACCAUAUUCUGAAAUGUUGAUCAUAUCUCUUUUAUUGUCCAAGAGACUUUAUAAAUGGAUUAACUUAAUACUAAA
Molecule: messenger RNA, 8013 nt
Organism: Lytechinus pictus (painted urchin)
Lineage: Eukaryota; Metazoa; Echinodermata; Echinoidea; Temnopleuroida; Toxopneustidae
Product: ankycorbin-like
Exons: 17
Coding region: 208-3024 (938 amino acids)
Biological process (GO): RNA processing
Cellular component (GO): nucleus
Molecular function (GO): protein binding; RNA nuclease activity; RNA binding
Source: RefSeq, a predicted model, not a curated record